GCAUCAGGCCAAGUUCACGUGUCCUACCUGGGAUGUUAUUCAGAACCCCCCUACGACUCGUUAUUCUAUAAAGCGUAUCUAGAUUAUAGGCACCGUAUCGAUUGGACAAAGCUACCUGACUUGAGUCACGUGACUCAGGCCUGUGCUCAAGAGGCCAUCAAGAGAAAUUAUUCGUACUUUGCCAUCAAGAACUAUGGAGUAUGUUCCUGGGGCCCAGAUGGUCUCACAAUUGCGAGUAAAGGGACAAAAGGGUCUGGAUGCUUCCUGACCAUCGGAGGUCCGUCGGCUCUUUCCGUCUUCAAGAUUUCGAGACCGAAAGGUGACUAAGUCGCAGCCCUGAUUAAAACUAUGAGUUACUUAUACGUAAAAAAGCGUCAAAGCAGUCUGUUUUUCAAAAAAAUGCCGCAGAAAUCUUUGUGUAAUUCGAAUAUUCACAUAAAGACAUUUUCAUUCGGGGUUAGUUUAUUGAGGAAAAUUUACAUCUUUGUGUUAUUCUUGUGUUCUAAGGAUAAAGAAGAAAUACUAAGAGGACACCAAGCGCCACAAAAUGUAGACAUAACACAUCAAGCUGAAUGUUGUGACUCUCUCGGGUCUUAUUUAAGCUUGUCUUAUGAAACAUCCAUUUUGUUGUAUUUGAAAAAUUUACUCGUGCUUAUUUACAUCAAAAUUGCACUUGGAAUCAUGUCGUUACCUCUACAAAUUCCCAAGGUCCACUGUCCACUUCUAUUGCAUCCAUAAACGUCACUUAUAUUAUUAAUACCUUAUAAAGCAGAUCUCUUCCUCAGAAAUUUGAUUAUUGUCUUCAUAUUUUAAGUUGAUGGUGGGUGGUCGAACUGGGGAGCCUGGAGCGCCUGCAGCCUAACAUGUGGUAACGGCAGGCAAACACGCAUACGGACCUGUACUAAUCCCACACCGGCUGCUGGCGGUGCCGAAUGCGUUGGGAAUAACUCUCUUGAGGUUCAUUCAUGCAACACCAACAGUUGCCCAGGUUAGAUAAGGAGUUCUAUCAAGAUUUGUUACCCUUUCUUUUUAUCUUCAUUUUCAACGUAUGCAAUAGGCACGUUUGCAUAUGCGUCAUAAGGCCUUCUCUAUAACUACUGAAUCGCGCUAAGAAGCAAUUAGCUUUUAGUCAAAGAUUGACUCAUAUCAAAUGUUAAAAAAAUGCGCAAUAAUGAACUUGCAAAGUGUUCUUUAAUUUUAGCUAAUGGCGCAUGGUUUAGCCUGGCGUGACUGGAGCGGUUGCAGCUGCUCCAGUCCCCGCCUAGUAUAGGUGCUCUUACUUGCCUUGGAAGCGAUUCUCGAUUCCAACCUUUCGACGCGAAAGAAAGUGAAAGUAAAUGAAUAAAGAUUUGGAAGAGAUAAUUUGAGUUGCGGAUGUAAAAUUUUUCAACUUCUAGUUGUUACUUCUAGUUCAUAGUAAAUGGUCGGUGUGAGAGAUCUGGGGUGGAUGUAGUCAGACUUGUGGUGGUGGUGCACAAAUACGUGUGACUACUUGUACCAAUCCUCUCCCGAGUGGAAGUGGUACAAGUUGUCAAGGAGACAGUGACCAGUCACGACCUUGCAACACGUAUUCAUUUCUAAAUAAGAGAUUGGAUCAAAUAUCUAUUAAAUCCAUUUGAAAACAGACAGAUGUAAAGUAAAAUUUUCUUUUCGUUCUAAGUAAACGGCGGAUGGUCUACUUGGGGAGUUUGGAGCACUUGUAGUCGAACGUGUGAUGGUGGAGUUCGAUCACGCAUGCGCACAUGCAGCAAUCCUCUACCACAAAGCGGCGGAGCUGCUUGUCAAGGACCUGGAUCUCAAUCUCAACUCUGCUAUAAAAAUGGUUGUCCAGGUAAAAGUUUCCUUACAAGGAUGAUACGGACAAAAAGAUUUUGUACUUAAUGCCCCCUGUUUAGCAAAUCGUGUAUUAUAUGACGAGGAAAUACUUUACGGUUAGGACAGUUUUUGUUAAGUAAUACUAGUGCCUAUAACCGCAUAGAAAAUAUUUUUUAGCACUUUUUCUCGCAUAUCCAAUCAUGUAGAGAUCGACUUCAUUUUUCACUAUCUAGCAUCACCUGUGCAGCUGAAGUGAUCAUUGAUUAGUUACCGUAGGAGUUAAGAAUUUUCACAAAAUUCCAAGAUAUUUUUAGCAUUGUGCAAGUUCAUCACACAUAUCAUUAAGCCGACGUAAUUCAAGCAGAUUGUGAUUGAUUCAGUUCUUCUUGGAAAAGUGAAAUAUAUAGAUAUCAUUUACAAUAACCUAUCAAGCGUCAAUUAUUUCUUUAUAGUCAAUGGUGGUUGGUCAAACUGGGGAGCCUGGGGCAGCUGUACACAAACAUGCGGUGGUGGAACACAAACACGCAGUCGCACUUGUACCAGUCCUACUCCAACCAAUGGUGGUCUCAACUGUUCAGGAAGUAGCUCGGAGUCCCAAGCAUGUAACAACAACACGUGUCCAUGUAUGUCUAACAAUUCGUUAGUGUCAGUCGCAGUAUGAUUCCGUCAAAGGGGCUUUUUCUAGAGGAUAAUGUGUAUUUACAUUUAGUCUUCCAUCAUAAAAGUUAAUGGGUCUGCUAAUCAACAUUAUGAAGUACUACAAACUGAGUAAGACUGUUUUGCUACAAUUCAGCCAUUGAGAAGUUUCAAAUUCCGCACUAAACAUUUAUUAGUUUUGGAACCAUCACUUUAUAUGAGGAUUUUAGCCACAGGCGUUCAUGGUAACUCUGUAUAAUAACUGACUCUGCCUUGGUGAUAUUUUCCCUCGUAUAUCUUGUAGAUAUACAAACAUGUAGCAGUUGUUUCUUUCUGUGCAUCUUUAUUGAGGAUUCGUCACAUUUGUAAAGCUUUGAAAUUUAUGCGAUGAUAUGUAACAUAAUGGUUAUUUUUAUAAUAAAAGCGUAAUUGUCUUGAUUUUAUCUCUAGUUUGCCAAGAAGGAAGUACCUCAUUUGAUCAAUGCGGGCAGAGAUGCACCUGUGUUCAAGGCCAGUUGGUUAACUGCGUUCGUAUUCGAAAAGAAUUCACUUCCAUGUCAUUUCUUGAGCGAGAACGGUACAUUAAAGUCAUAUUAACAGCUUCUACUGACCCAAAAUUUAAGAACGACUAUGAUGAGUUAAUCAAUCGGCAUAGAAAUAAGUUUUUCUCUGGAAUUCAUGGACGAACGCACUUCCUUACAUGGCAUCGCUAUUUCAUGUUGCUUUAUGAGAACCUCCUUCGUCAAGUACACUGCAAUUUUACGAUAGCAUACUGGGAUUGGAGUUCAGUGUCUGGAAAUCCCUUCAGCACGGUGAAAAGAGAAAGCCUAUGGCACACCGCGAACACUGGUUUCGGCGGGAACGGCAUAGGGCCGUAUAGCUGUGUCCAGACAGGACCAUUCAGAGAGGCCAAUUGGAGCAUCGUGCCACUUCCAGCCAAUUCCUUACCAGAGCCAGGUCCUCGGUGUUUAGCACGGAGGUUUAAUGGGAACCCUCCUGACUCUGUGGCAGUUCAAGAAGUCUUACGAAUACCAGCGAGUAACUUCACUGAUUUUGAGCUUAUGCUCCGAGUGAAUCUUCACGACGUUGUGCACUGUUUGAUAGACGGCACCAUGUGCUCGAUAGACUCAGCUGCUGCCCCGGAGUUUUUUCUUCACCACGGAUUUAUUGACAAGAUCUGGGACGAGUGGCAAAAGAAAAGUGACGCUCAUAAGAAUGCCUUCUUUCCUGGUAUCAAAGAGGUUAUGCCAGGAUCUAAAUUGCUACCUCAGCACGUACUCAACCUUUUGUCGCAGCCGGGAGGUGUUCGAGUAGAAUAUCAGUCAUCCAGGAAAGCCGCCAAUUUAUUACCUCUUUUAAGAGGUGGGUAUGUUAUCUUUUCUAGGUAAAAUUAUCAUUAGGGGAAUAUUCUCAAAGGGAGAAAAAGCAAAAAAUAUCUGCAAUACGUAUAAAUGAAGGUUUUUUUUGUUUAAUCGGAUUUAUUUGUCAUUUAGCAAUAAACAUGCAGUUUUCAAAAAUUUGUGGUCUCAUUGGCAAAAAAAACCAAACAGUCUAAACUUUCCAGGUUCGUAGUGAUGCACAGGUUUAAUGAGUUUGUCGUGAGUUUUGGUGGCAACCAUACUCAGUGCUCCGCAUAAUGUGAUGUUAUAAUAGCGCAAUACAAUACAGACUUUAUUCGCCAUUCAUAGAUGGAAAGAUGGGUUUCAUAACAAAAUUACUAAGUUUAAAAUACUUGUUAAUAACGAUAUAUUAAUAUUUGGCAAGAGGGCCUCAAGAAACCAUGGGGUUUCUACCAGGGAGUCCUUCCUGCUAAAACAAAAAGAAAAAAUAUAUGCCUAUAAGCGAUACGCGUUCACAGGAAACAUUUUCUUCGCCAAACCACCAAUCUUAAGAGUUGGUAUACCUGUAGAUUCAGUAAUAAACUUCGAAGAAGUUUCAGAUUGCCCAAUAACAUUGGGUAAGGAAUUCCAAAUUUUUGGACCUUGAAAAAAUAUACAAAAAUAGAUAACAUUUGUGGAACAUUGAUGAUAUCGGUAAUCAUCGCCUCUUCAUCUUUUCAUGUGGAUAUGCUGUGAAUAAAUCAUCAUUAUUGUUAUUAUUAUUAUUAUUAUUAUUAUCAUUAUUUUUAUCAUUAUAUGCCUGUUUCGUUUGAUUUUCUUCUGUAGGACUAAGUCUCAGUGCUCUUCAUCAUAUUCCACGGAGACAGUUUUCUGGUGUCACUGAAAAGAUAAUAAAGGUGUUCCAUUUAAAGCCAUCUGAAGUGAAACGUGCAAAAGAAUUGGAGAAGCUGUUGCAGCCGUUGUAUUAGUUAGCUUUUCAUUAAUUUGCAAUAUCACUUGAAUUAAUAAAUUGUAUCUGACGAUUAAGUAUGUGAUGAAUAUCAAAAUAAAGUUGAAUCCAUUAAAAGUUGUUUUUGUUUCCUGAACAAAGUAGAGUUUAACCCUAAAUUUCAUUGCGGUGGUAAAGUUGCCCUGUUUCCAUAGCAUGCGUGUUUAGAGCGUUUGGUUAUUCCAAAGCCAAUAUUUUUUAGUCAAAAAGACAAAAAAAACUACUGCUCGGUAAUGAACUCCGUUUAGAAUAUUUAGCAGAGAAGAGAAUCUAAUAAAUGAUGGGCGUGACAUUGGUAAAUAGAUUUUAUGGUGUGCAGAGGAGUUUUGGACGGCUGCAGCGUCGUUCCAUCUUUAAAUACUACAGAGGUUCGCUCAGUAGACCCAAGUGUUGAUGCAAAUUAUCGGUUACAACAGACGAUAAUAAUGAAAAUUAAAGAAAAAAAAAUUAUCAGAAGACAAAAGAUGUGACCAAAGUGAAGCGACUUAAGUGAUCUUGAUUGUGAAAGCAAUACCUUUAUUUCCAUUGAAUAAUUUUAACUGUAGGUCAAUUUAUAAUCUACUACCGCCAUGAGCCAAUCGUGAUACCUCCGCUGUGUACCGAACUUGUGGGGUACACUCUAUUCUCAGUCGUCAAAUCCUGUUUUAUUGUUUAUCGUCGACACCCACCACGUCGCGAAAUUUGUACCCUCUCGCCUAAAAAUCUGUCGCUUCAAUCAUCACGUCUCCUAUUUCACUUUUAUUAAACUUAAACGUGAAUGCGUAAGUGUAAUGUCACGCAACUUCCGUUUAGCUGCUCGCUUUAGCGUCGCACCCGUGACAUGCAAAUGAGUUUCGACGAAAAGAGGACCGAUUGUUUUCGUAGAAACAAACUUUAUUCUUGGGAAAACCGCCUGGUCCGCCUUUAGCGGAUGGCCGGAGAACUGCAUCUAUGAAAAAACUUAAGGUAUCACUUUUGUGAUCAACAAAGAAAACAUGGCGGCGCCCAAGUGACGAACGGUUACUAAGUAGCACGAGUGGUCACCAAGCAAAUGGGUGACUUUCUCUGACAUCCGCUGACUUUACUGAUUUACUUACUACGGUGCUGCUGUAGUAUGAACUGUUACAGUAUUUUGUUGCGCUUGGUAAAGUUAUGAGUGUAUGCCUAACCGGGUAAACGCAUCCAAAAUUUUACAACCCUAAAAUAAAGUUUGUAUUCAAUAUGAAGGCUGCAUUUCAAAUGUAAUGCAUGAGAUACAUCACCAGAAACUCUUUUGUUCAUAUUGAGACUAUUAUCUGUUGUGUUACGGGUCAAGUGUAAACAAAGAAGGUCACUUUUAUCUACUCAUUAUUUCAUUACAGUCCAAAAUUGAGUGAAAUUGUUCCUGGAGAACUUGGGAAAUGUCAUUGUGGAAGCCCAAAAUACCGCGUAGACAAAUGCCUACGGAUCUCGCCUUUCUUUCCCUCCCUUGGGUACUCCAACAAGUAUAAUAUGAAACAGAGGUGAAAAGCUAUCUUGAUGCAUCAAAUUUUUUCCGAUCAUUAAGUGAAAUCUUUUGAGAACUAACAACUUACUCCAUGUUUCUUCCCAAGAAUUCCAAUAAGGAGCCAUGCAAUAACUAAAUGAUUCAAACGACUGCGCUGCUCUGGUGGCCUUAUUCAUGAGUGGUGAUCUGACCUCCUCAAAAACAGCAGGGGCGUGUUUCUUUAAUAAUUGCUCUACAGGUGGUGUCGAAGCCUACCCGCAUCAGCUUUCACAGUCAAAUUAACGUUAAAUUUUACUGGGGGAUCGCUUUGUUCACUUAGAUCACCAGAACUCCUCAGAGCGAAACAUCGAAGGUAAUUACCUAAUUGAAACAAUGAGCUGUUACAUGAAACUAUCGAAAGAAAAGUGAUCAACUAGAAAAUUUGAUUAGAGAGCAUACUUUACAAUAAUGUUCUUCCUGUUAUCCUAUUAUGCCAUAGGUUAUUGUAAUAUCGUUUAACGCUCGAAGUGACUUUAAGUGAACUCUAUCACAAUGAAUUUGGUAUUCGAUUGACAGACUUUUAUCGAAUAUAAGAUGGCAGAUCGAUAAUUUUAUCUAAGAGCAAUGUUUUGGCUCCUAAAUUAUAUAAUAUAUACUACAACUUCGCGUGACAUUCGAUGACAAGUGUAUUUUCCUGUUUGUUGUUUAGAUUGUUUGUUUAUUUAGAAUGUUUGUUUGUUUCUUACUUUUCAAAAUUUCCCUAUGCCUUUCUUACUAUUCCAUAGACUGUCUUGCCAAUUCUCCCGGUCAUCCCUUGCGAACCAUCAAAAUCAAUUCAUUACCAGUGAUGGUUUGCUAGCUUUGCUUCUUGUUUAAUUUUGUCUUCGUUUGCUUGUUUCCUUAAAUUUUUCUUUAACUCCUGCCUACACUUUAUUCUUUCUGAUAACUAAAUUACUGAAAUCAUUCGGGAAACCUGCCGCUGACGAACGAUAUUAUAUACAUUUAAUAUCGCCCCAGACCAAGGUCAGCCUCUUGUUGACUUUGAUUCGCCGUAAAAAAAAAAAAAAGAACUCAACUCGACGCUUUAUUGUUACCUGAAAAUCCACGAAUUUAGUGAGAACAGACUAAAGCUAAAGAACCGAAUAAUAAAGAAUAGCAUAAUAUGGAAUGUAUCUACUUGCCCCAUUGACAUUUUAUUGAUUUUUUUUAGCAGCUAGCAAUGGAGUAUCUUGGAAUUAUCACAGCAAUGUUAGUGAUGCUGAGGAGUUGUUCUGCAGGUAAGACUAUAGACUUCUCCAAGAUCCAAGAUGCCUCCGCUAUCCGUCGAAGAAUCUUGGAAAUAUUUUUGCUGAUUAUUCAUUUCAGAAUGUGACCAGGGAUGGAAAUCGUUUAACAGCAAGUGCUAUAAAAUGUUUGAGGAAGAAAAGUCGUGGGAUGAUGCGAAGACGUCCUGCGAGGGAACUGGUGCCCACUUGGUAAAGAUUGAAUCUGCUGAUGAAAACAUUUUCCUGUUGAACAGUUUUCUGCAGUUAUUACCGAACGAUAAUAAUCGUGAGGCUUGGACUGGACUCUCGGAUAAGAAAGAGGAAGGAGAUUUUGUGUGGACUGAUGGUGCGACACCAGAAUAUACAAACUGGGCCGCCGAACAACCCAAUGAUGAGGAUGACGAACAAGACUGCGUCGAGAUUGUGAAUGGUGUUUUUUGGCCCGGAGGUUUGCCACAAAUUGGACUUUGGAAUGAUUUCCAGUGUAACAAGGCGUUGAUGUUUAUAUGUGAAAAGGCGGAGUAACUGAUAAAUGCUUGUGUUCAAGGUACGAUUUUAUUCUUGAAGGACUUUAUCAAUGUAACGCUACAUGAUUCGAACGUAUGCCUACGUCGCGUCUGUGUUUCUCACGUUACACAGACAUCAUUAUUUGUAACCGAAGUUGAAGUGAAUCUGUCCUCGCACACGCUAACCUUGAAACCCAACAGUCUGUAAGCUUUAUUGCUAUCGGCUUGGCUAUUGUCAUCAUCGUUAUUAACUUCAUUAUGGAGAUUUUAAUCGCGAAUUAUAUGUAUUUCAGCCCCUUGAUUAAUUCGUUCCCCAAACCUCUGUUACAGGCCAUGGCUGUGCCAGGUCUAAGGAUGUUAUUUACGUCACUUUGAUUGAGAACUGUAAGAGUUUGCUUUCCUAUCAUAAAUUAAAGUAUUGACCAGAAUGCCUCAAAUGAUUUUUUCUUUAACAGUGGGAAUCUGAGGAAGAAAAAGCCGCACAACUUCGAAAAUUAAAUUAAAGCAAAACGGAGAACUAUAUAAUCAAAAAGAAACGGGAUUUCAGGAAAUCAUUCCAUUAGUCCCUGUAGGAUCCAUAUAUGUGAUGAUUAUUUUAUCAAAAUGAAUUUUUUUUCUUUUCCCGGACGUUGCUCGAAGUGCAUCUUCAUCCUCAAAUCUGUUAAAAAUUACCGAUAAAAUUGUCAAACGACUACAAGGGAAUAUUAACGUGGUGAGAGUUUAAAAUUAAAAUUAAAUUAGCCGACCCUCCGUUUGAGGUGGUAAGCUGUUAACAUCAUGCAUGUAAGAACUUUCUCAAAUCUUUGAUGCUCAAUGUUAAGCGCCCAUAAUAAAGGGAAACAGAACAAUGCAAUUUACAUGGCUAUGAAAUCGAUUCUUAUUGCAUUUAUCUGACCGCUGAUGCAGCAUUGCUGUUCCAAAUGGUCGCCUCAGUUUCUUGUCUGAACAGGUGGUCUUACGAAAGGUGCGAAAAUUUUUAACAGAAUCAGAGAAGGUUGGGUUUUCCUUUUGUUCAGAGAUCUGGUGGCUCGAUUCAUGACAUAGUCGAAUCAAUGUCUGUAAGACCAAAAGAAAUCGUUCCAUGUUAUGCUUGGCUCCAUUUACAAUUCUGCUUUCAUGAGAGAUCGUGGCCAUUAACUCCCGAAAAGAAAAGUGGUGUUUUCGAGGAGGUAAGUGUGCUGCAUAGAGUUACAUUCAAACACAUGAAAUGAGGUGUCGUAGUAUUUCAAAUUGCCAGCUUGUUUUUACCUUAUUGCGUGGGUGUUACAAUAUUAUAUUCUUUUAAAUCAGUUGCUUUUUUUCUUUUUUCUUCUUUAUAGAGUUUUGAGAAAUAGUUGCGUCCAUCUAAGCGAUAGUUUGACUUUUAAAGACUUUGAGAAAAAAAGUCCCCUGUAUUAAUAGGAAGUUAAAAAGCGAAAAAGGAUACGAGCGUGCGUCUUUUUUUUGGUAGCAGGUAAUUAGGCAAGACCUCUCUAUCGAGAGUAUUCCAAAUUGCUCUCAAAGUGAACAUGCAGCUGUGUGACUGAAAUGAAGCAUUUAUUUAAUCGAACACUUUUAAUCAUUUCAUGUAGUUAGGUUUUUAGAGUAUCAUAGCCGUUUAAAUCCUGUGUCCUUUUGGAAGUAAAAAAGGAUUUAGUUUCAACGUUGAAGAGUCUCACGGUUCUAAAUAACGUUUUGUGCUUGGCAGUGAUAUUUCGAUCCCCAACGUGCCUUUGUACCAGAGAAAACUUUUUUCUUCAUAGAAAAGAACUCUAAAAGAUGACGGACAAGCUCGAAUAUUUUGAGAAGACAUCGAUGUUUACUUGACCCUAAUUAAGGGCGACCGACUUGAAAUACAGAAAAACACUGUUAAAAUUUAAUGCAUAAUUGCAAAGUGACUAAAAAUUGUAUGCCUAUAUAAUUUAUCACUUAACUGUUUGGUUAAAGAUAAUUAGGAACGGCCUUCAUUUGUACCCUUUUCUUCGUCCUCGAGAUUUUAUUAUCCAUGACUACUUCGGCUGCAACUGAAAUGCCAAUUUGGUGGGGGAGGGGAUGGGGGUGCGCGAUAAGAGCAACACUACAAUUGCUCUUGAGAUUCCUUCAAAAGUAGAUCAUAUCUUAUAAGAAUAAUAUCCUGCUUACAAGUACUUUACGACACGGGGAAAAUUAGAACAUCUGAAGUUGCUUCUUUUGUAGGAUUUUUCAAGGAUGAGGUUGGAUGGAAUCAUUUUGGCAUUACUUAUCGCUCACUGUGUUGCAGGUAAGCGUUAAAUUCACGGUAAACGGCAAGAAAGCCAGGUCAGUGGUAGCACAGUCACUUGGAAAUCUUUUUGGCUUAUUUAGUUGUGUAUUUGUUUGUUUUCUCUUUGAAGAAUGCGAAGAAGGAUGGGAAACACCCGGGGAGAAUUCUAAUUGCUACAAACUGUUCACGGAGAAGAAAACAUGGGAUGCUGCAAAUGAUGACUGCCGAAACAUAAGCUCUCACUUGGUCAAGGUAGAUUCUGAGGAAGAAAACACUUUUUUGCUGAGGACAUUCCUGCAAGUCCCUAAAGGCGAGGUAAAUCGAGAGGCAUGGAUUGGACUCACGGAUAAACUCGAGGAAGGAGAAUUUGUCUGGACAGAUGGAACACCAGCAGACUACACAAACUGGGCCGAUGAACAGCCGAAUGAUGAGGAUAACGAACAGGACUGCGGUGAAAUUGCCAAUGGAGUCUUCUGGCCUGACGGUCCACCGCAAAUUGGAGUUUGGAACGAUUUUCAGUGUGAUGAAAAUCUCAUGUACAUUUGUGAAAAGGAACCUUAA
Molecule: messenger RNA, 10776 nt
Organism: Pocillopora meandrina
Lineage: Eukaryota; Metazoa; Cnidaria; Anthozoa; Scleractinia; Pocilloporidae
Source: the annotation of a GenBank genome assembly